ACACAACAACGAGGCUGCCUAACUACUGCAGCAGCACAUUACGAGUGGCGUAUUCCUGUUCUGGCCAGCAUCAGAGACAGUCUACACAGACAGCUGUCAGCAGCAUAUGAGACAUACCGCAUUUUCUCGCAUAUAACCGCACCAAAAAUUGGAAAAAAUUUCUUAAAAAGUGGGGGUGUGGGUUAUCUGAAGAUUUGCGAAGGGAGGGGGUGGGGGUCAGCUUCACGGCAACGCGCGGCCUGCCGUGCAGAGUCCGUGUUGUCCGCAUGCCUAUCGACAUCGACGUGUGUCUGCGCGUCUGCCCGUCUAGUUUCUCUGCCCAUCUCGUUUCUCUUGCGACAUCGACAUCCACAUCCAUAGUCUGGUUAGAUGCUUUUCUCAUAAGUAAGGUGCCGUUUCUUGUAAGUCCAGUUUGCACAGUUGGCCAGCCUUGUUUAGGCAUCACAAGUGUGUCUCCGCGGCAGUCUUUCACAGUGAAAGAGAAACUCAAGAUCGUAGCCGCUGCUGAAGAAAUCGGCAACAGAGCUGCUGUGAGAUGGUUCUGAAGACGAUUACGUCUUUGAGAGCGGUGAUGAAGCCUCGGAUGGCAGCACUGACAACGUUGCGGCAGUCGUUUUGAAAUAAAUUUGUUUUGAAAACGAAAUGAUGACUGCGCAUAGUUGUAACUUCCUAGUCCAAAUUUUUUUCGGAUACGUGUGCGGGUUUUAUGCGAGGUUAUUUUUUUCUUUUUCGUGGAGUUUAAAGUUAGGGGUGCUGGUUAUAUGCAAGGGCGGGUUAUACGCGCAAAAAUACAGUAUUACCCCGUGUCACCUCAAACACUGCUGAAACGCAGGCACCUCGUCCCGCUGCCCGUCUCGUUUCUCUCCCCACUUCGCACGAGGAAUCGGCUAACAAGCAACAGACACCGCCAUCUGCUAUGCUGGCCACCGGGACGCCGCAUUUUGAAGUACCUCCUCUCCUACUGGGACACCACACGAGGGACUCGAGCCGCUCGAGCAGUUGACACGGACGCGAGACGAAGAGACUCGGAACGAGAAUGACGCGUGAAAAACGGCUCUGUGUUUUUAUCCUGUAUUGCGAUCUUUUUCUUUAAUCAAGCUCUUGCAUUAAACCAGUUAACACCCCUGUAUUGUGAGUGCAGAUAUGGCACAGCCGACAUCAGGAUCGCAUCAGGAUGAACCACAAGACGCAACAACGCCACGCCGAACUUCGUCCUCGGAAUUGAAGGCCGCCAUCGUUGAUGGCUUGCUCACGUCACUAGAAAGCAACGCUGUCGCCUCCGCCACGAAGAAACCGACGAGCUGAGGGUCCGCGGACUGCCGUGCUCUGGUCGUAAGGACGACUUCAUCAAACGGCUCAUCCAAGACAACGCGAGUGUCGAGCCAUCGGGCCGAUGGACACGCCCAUGCCAAACCAGGCUGCCGACUACGACAACAAGCAGGCCAGCUGAGUCCAGCUGGCCUGCUGAGUCGUAUGACUGCGAGCGACAUCCUCGAGGUUCUGAAAGACACGAGCCUCCACGUCAGAAUGCCGACAGAACACGUUACAAGUUCCCGCCACGAAGUUCCCACUGACGCCACGAGGACAACGGGUUCGACGCAGUCACUGACGCCGAACAGUCCCGCCAGUCAAGACGUGGAACAUCACGACGCCACGAAUGUUCCGACGCAGUGCUCCCUCAACGCAGAGCCAUCCAUGGCUCAGAUCCUUGCCGCGCUCAUCAACACGCAAGUCCAGCUCGCGAACGCACUGGCUAGAGGCCCGCCAACAACGAACCCGAUCCACAUGCACUCACUCCACGAGCGACACUUCGCCUGCAAUUCCAACUUAAGAUGGGGCACCCCAAGAAAGUGCUCAGCGAUGGAUUGCGCAAGUGGAGCGGAUGGCGACGCUCGCUCAGUGGUCUUCUUCGCUCACGCUGGCGAGCGCAGCGAACCGACUGACGGGAUCAGCCAGGGACUGGGUAUAGCGCUUACGGCUCGCGCUACGAGACCUGGGAGGAGUGGAAGCACGCUCUCACACACGGUUCAAGCAGAGGCUCAUGAUGCAGGAGUUUCUCAAGCUGCAGUCAUAACGGCGCCUCCAGAACAAGGCCAUCAUCGAGUACAUGUACUCGAAAAACGCCAUACUCGACAAGGCGCCGUACUGAUGCCGCUGAGAAUCUCGCCGAUUCUCAGCGGCAUCAACGAUAACACCUGGGCCAAUCCACUACCAGCACAGCUCUGUGGGAGCGUGACCGAGCUCAUCGACCGAGCAGCUCUCCUCGACGCAAGGCGCCAAUUGAACGUUCGUGCCCAAAACAAGAGAGGAAGACCACCACCUUCAGAGGCCUACCGUGAGCAAAGGUCAGAUGAGCGCUGUCGAUCAGCCAACGACCCUACAACACCUGUACCGAUGCAAGACACGCGGAGAAACGACACGAGACCUCCGCGCCCACGAACCAACUACGCCCGAUCGUGCUUCAAUUGCAGUGACAUUGGGCAUCUGUCCCAUGACUGUGACAAACUAAAAACUCCGGUGACGAUCCUGGCAAAUGAGACGCGAGCCACGAGGGAAAGCAAGAACAGCGGAACGAGGUCAACGUCAAGGCAAGCAAACUGUUUCUUGUGUUCGAGCGGCGGCACUCUCCCGAUCGUGACUGGCUAUAUCAAAAGUCUGCGUAUGCAUAGACAGUGGUGCCAAUGUGUAUCAUUAGAGCAAGUAUCAUCAACUUGUUUACCUGUACCCAACGAGAUAUACGUUCCAUAUGCAAUUCAUAUGUAAAAAAAAUGUACCAUUGAGUAAUCUUUGGAUAUCGCUAGGCUUAAAAUAGGAGGCUUUCUUUGUUCUAUUUAUAGUGUGUCUAUUAUUCCUUGUCAUUGGUGCUGUUAUUUGAUGCAUGUUAUUUGAUGAUUGUCUUAAAUAUGUGUAAUCACGCUUCUGAUGAAGUAAUUUGGUUUGAGCACAUAUAAGUGCAGAUAAGAUUUUGUUUGGUCUUAUGUUUUUGCUAUAUUGUUACUUUUUCAUUUUUUUUAAACAUGAAGCUGUCAUGUCUGCGAUGAGAUUGCCUGUCGCUGCUGCUUUGUAUUCGGGGCUACGGCCAAGUCAAGCUGUUUAGGACAGCUUUUUCUGCAGCUCCCCUGUCUGUAUUUCUUGAAGCAGAAAUAAAUUAUUAUUAAUAUUAUUAAGUGCGUUGAGCGACGACAUCCCCACGCACACCUGGAUCUCGUGCGAGGAGAUACAAGUUCUCAACCGCAACGUACGCCCGACGCGCUCAGUAACGCUGGACGUUGCUGUGGGCACAACGAAGGUUUGUCUCGGAGGUGUCGUCAUCACGGAGCUACCAAGUGCAAUAGGCUUGAUCCUUGGCUCAGAUUGGCGACGUUGACGUAACGUUUCACACGACGAACGACGUCACAAUUGUCCCAGUCGAGCCUGCCGAGAAAACGUCAUCGCCCGAGGCGUUGCUCACGAAAUGGAGCACGGGACAAUGAAAGAGAGAGGCGCCAAUUGCCUCGUUCUGCCAACAGGCAAAUGAGGCGAGGCGCGCUCCCAAGACGACGGUUUCCUGCGCCUAAAUACAAAGUGCUCCACACCCGACGACGGAUUCACCCAGUGACACAGAGAGAGAUCAGCUCCGCGCCGUUCUACUGAAGCACCACCAAGCAUUCACCUCGAAAGAUGACACUCUGGGCAUGUGUCCGCACUCGCAGCACAGCAUCGAGCUAAGAGACGAAAUACCCGUGACAUCGAGGCUGUACAGGUGCUCACCCGCUGAUCGCGCAUUCAUACGAGAGCAAGUUCAUGAUUAUCUUGCCAAUGGAAUAAUAAGACCGAGCGAAAGCGAAUACGGUGCUCUAACGAUCGUCGUCGACCAACCGCAUCAUCCUACAACACCACGAAGAAUGGUUCACGACUACCGCAAACUCAACGAAAAGACCAUCAACCCGUCGUACCCAAUGCCUAUCAUGGAGGACAUAAUCGAUGACGUCAUGCGGGAAGGAUCCAUCUACUUCACAGUUUUGGAUGUAAAGACAGCCUUUCUCACGAUACGGAUGAGGCCGGAGGAUAUCCACAAGACUGCGUUCGUCACUCUAGACAGGAAAUACGAAUAGCUUUCGGCUUCUGCAAGGCUCCUCAAACGAUGCAAAGAGUCAUGCAUCACACGUUUCAUGGGCUACCUAGGACAUCCACGUAUAUGGACGAUGUUGGCCAUGGAGCAGCUACAUUGACGGAAGAUCUCAGUUUGCUUGACGAGGCACUUAGAAGAGUUGUCGCCCCCCCAUGAUGACACGUGUGCCUGAGGACAGGCGUAAUUUGCUGGGGAGCCGUGUCAGCAGCAUAUGUGACAUAUUACCCUGCGUCACUUCAAACGCUGCUGAAACGCAGGCACUUCGUCCUACUGCUCCGCUCGUUUCUCUCCCCACUUCGCACGAGGAAUCGGCUAACAAGCAGCAGACGCCGCCACCUGCUGUGCCGCCCACCAAAACGCCGCAUUUCUAAGCGUCUCCUCUCCUACUGGGACACAACAGGAGGGACUCAAGCCGCUCGAACAAGAACAAUGCGUGAAAAACGGAUCUGUGUCUAUAUCUUGCACAGUCGAGCCCGACUAUAUCGAACCCGUUUAUAUCAAAUUAUCCCGUAUAUUGAACAAUUUCUAAACACGGUAAAUUUACAUUGAGAAUAUAUAGCAAAAGUUACUGUUACAUAGAACGAAAAUAGCAACGACAACUGAUAUACCAAACUCCAUGUGCCUCAAAAGUGCCCCAGCAAGUUGGCUUUCCCUCACGGUGGCGGGAAAAAUUGCCGGCGCCACCCUAGAAAAAGUGGUUUAGAUUCGGCUGUGCACGGGCGAACACCCCCCUGCAAAAAAUGAUCCUGGCCUGCUCGCAGCGCUUACAGCCAAUCAGAGGCCGUCGUGCUUUCUGAGAGGCGCGGAGGCGGUACAAGUGAGCGCCAUUUUUUCUUUCUUUAUGCUUGUGUGCCUGCUGCUGCCUCUUUUCUUCGAGUCCUCAUUCAGCGUGGUCAACAUUCAACGAGUUCGUCAGUGCGGACGAUGAUGUCACCAUCAUGGGCCAGCUACAAGAUGAGGACUACGUUGCAGACGUCGUGCCGACCACUAGCCAAAGCGACAGCAAUAAGGA
This is a messenger RNA of Dermacentor silvarum, 5123 nucleotides long. RefSeq lists its product as uncharacterized. The record is from RefSeq and is a predicted model, not a curated record. The coding region runs from base 1474 to 2763 and encodes 429 amino acids. The transcript is spliced from 2 exons. Gene Ontology annotation, molecular function: zinc ion binding; nucleic acid binding. Lineage: Eukaryota; Metazoa; Arthropoda; Arachnida; Ixodida; Ixodidae.